AUAUCCACUUUAGAGGCGAGAGUCCCUGCUGAACAGCUACCUCAGCCAGCACCUUGCACCUCACAGAUGGGUUAUAAGAUACUCUUCCCUUUCCUAUAACGGCUGCAGAAGACCCGAGGCUGUAACAAGACUACCACUAAGACCUUGGAGAAGAAACCCCUGCCCAGCUCUUGCCAUGCUCAGAGCAGUUUGGGGUGCUCCCCAGUGGCUGCUGAGGGAGGGGAGAGAGUCCAGGAAGCUGGUGCUGCUCGUGGUGUUUGUUGCUCUGCUCCUGGACAACAUGCUGCUUACUGUGGUGGUGCCCAUUGUGCCCACCUUCCUAUAUGACAUGGAGUUCAAAGAAGUCAACACAUCUCUCCACCUGGGCACUGCCGUGACUUUCCAGCAUGCCCUCCCUUCUGCCUUUUCCACCAUCUUAUCCUUUUUUGAUAACAACACCAUGGCUGUUGAAGGAAGUGCACCCAGUGGCACAGCUUGGGCAAAUGUUACAUCUGGGUCCUUCCCCUCUUCAGUCCCUGAUGUCAUCUCAGCAGAUAAAAACAACUGCUUGCAAGACACAGAGUUCCUGGAGGAGGAGAACAUAUGGGUUGGGCUCCUGUUUGCUUCGAAGGCUCUGAUGCAACUUCUGGUCAAUCCAUUUGUGGGGCCUCUCACCAACAGGAUUGGAUAUCACAUUCCUAUGUUUGCUGGUUUUGUUAUCAUGUUUCUCUCCACAGUUAUGUUUGCUUUCUCUGGCACUUACACCCUGCUCUUCGUGGCCCGCACUCUUCAAGGCAUUGGAUCUUCAUUUUCAUCUGUUGCAGGUCUCGGGAUGCUGGCGAGUGUCUACACUGAUGACUAUGAGAGGGGACGUGCCAUGGGAAUUGCCUUGGGGGGCUUGGCUUUAGGAGUGCUGGUGGGCGCUCCCUUUGGAAGUGUGAUGUAUGGAUUUGUUGGGAAGUCUGCACCAUUCCUCAUUUUGGCCUUCCUGGCACUGCUAGAUGGAGCACUCCAGCUUUGCAUCCUACAACCUUCCAAAGUCUCUCCUGAGAGCGCCACGGGGACUCCACUUCUCAUACUCCUCAGAGACCCUUAUAUCCUGGUGGCUGCAGGCUCCAUCUGCUUUGCCAACAUGGGCGUGGCCAUGCUGGAACCCACACUGCCCAUCUGGAUGAUGAAGACCAUGUGCUCCCCUGAGUGGCAGCUAGGUCUGGCCUUCUUGCCUGCCAGUAUGUCCUACCUCAUUGGCACCAACCUUUUUGGUGUGUUGGCCAACAAGAUGGGUCGGUGGCUGUGCGCACUGAUUGGGAUGGUGGUUGUAGGUAUCAGCUUGCUCUGUGUUCCUCUGGCUCAUAAUAUUUUUGGUCUCAUUGGCCCCAAUGCAGGACUUGGCUUCGCCAUUGGCAUGGUGGAUUCUGCUAUGAUGCCAAUCAUGGGCUACCUGGUAGAUCUGCGCCACGCCUCGGUGUAUGGGAGUGUCUAUGCCAUCGCUGAUGUGGCGUUUUGCAUGGGCUUUGCAAUAGGUCCAUCCACUGGAGGCGCCAUUGUGCAUGCCAUAGGCUUCCCCUGGCUCAUGGUCAUCAUUGGGGUCAUCAACAUCUUCUAUGCCCCUCUCUGCUACUCCCUGAGGAACCCCCCAGCCAAGGAGGAAAAGCUUGCAAUACUAAGCCAGGACUGCCCCAUGGACACCCGGAUGUAUGUAACUCAGAAGCCCAGGAGGGACUUGCCUCUGAAUGAGGACAGUGAGGAAGAGGCUGGUAGUGAGGAGUAGUAGCAGAAAGUGUUUCUGAGCCUUGUCACAGGUGGAUUCAUGAGGCUUGGACUUCAGUGAGCGCCUCUCUCCUUGGAACCAGAUCACCGUAGGCUUCUCAGUAGGUUCCCUGAGUACCUCAGAGAUCCCCCCUUCCCUAGGUAUCUCCUUCCUUCCCUUCUCACAGGUACCACUCCCAGUGCUCCCCUAAACUGUGUAACCGGAGCCUCAUCCUCCACACCCCCUGCGUCAGGGGCCCCUCUGGGGGAGGCCAGAGAGAUGCUUUCUGCCAGGUUUCCACAAGGCUGAUUA
This is a messenger RNA of Condylura cristata (star-nosed mole), 2041 nucleotides long. It is a transcript of the gene SLC18A1, whose product is annotated as solute carrier family 18 (vesicular monoamine transporter), member 1. Gene Ontology annotation, molecular function: serotonin:sodium:chloride symporter activity; xenobiotic transmembrane transporter activity. Gene Ontology annotation, biological process: aminergic neurotransmitter loading into synaptic vesicle; transmembrane transport; xenobiotic transport. Lineage: Eukaryota; Metazoa; Chordata; Mammalia; Eulipotyphla; Talpidae. Gene Ontology annotation, cellular component: synaptic vesicle membrane; terminal bouton. The transcript is spliced from 16 exons. Bases 176 to 1750 code for a protein of 524 amino acids. The record is from RefSeq and is a predicted model, not a curated record.